AUGGAGACGGCAAGCACGGCGACCGCAGUGGAAGAGACCAACGUGAACAUGGAGACGACGCAGGAAGAGCAUGGGCCGGAGGCCGCCAAGGGCGAAGAAGCGUCGAAGGCGACGAAGCGCGCUUCGACCAAGACCAAGGUCGACGAGAUCCCCGGCGAGCGCCGCAGCGAACGCUCGCGCAAGCCCGUUGCGGUCUUCUCGCUCGCCUCCGAGAACAAGGUCGAGGAAGCCUUCGUGGCGCCGGUCGGUCCUGGCACAAAGCUUCGCGAUAUCCCGUACCUCGCCGAGAAGGUGGCCAAGUGCACGAAGAAGGACGGCGAGCUCCUCACCAAGCUCUACCAAGUCAUGUACUCGCGCCGCUACUCGGCUGCGAUCAUCAAGGACGUCAAGGAGCAUAUCCUCGACUUUAGCGGAUACCCCACGUUCAAGGACGACGCCGUAAGAAACUGCAUGGUCCUUCUAUCGCUAACGAUAUCUCAUGCGCUGCCGUAG
Molecule: messenger RNA, 492 nt
Organism: Saprolegnia parasitica CBS 223.65
Lineage: Eukaryota; Oomycota; Saprolegniomycetes; Saprolegniales; Saprolegniaceae
Exons: 3
Coding region: 1-492 (163 amino acids)
Biological process (GO): regulation of double-strand break repair; chromatin organization
Cellular component (GO): nucleus
Molecular function (GO): histone binding; DNA binding
Source: RefSeq, a predicted model, not a curated record